AUGAAGGCUUCAGGAUCCCAAACCAAGAUUCACUACAAGGGUACCAAGACCGAUGAGGACUUCAUUGUCUUUGUAGACUCCGAGGAAGAUCUCAAGAAGUGGAAGGGAGACAAGAGCAUUCCUCUUGCACAAGUUGUUGGUCUCUUCAAGGUCUUCGUUACACACAAGCACGGAGCUCAAGGUUCCCACGAUGAAGCUUCAGAGUCUCAAUUGGUGAACGAGUUCGAUACCAAGGUUGAGGAUGAUAUCAUCAAGACCAUUCUCGAGAAGGGAGAGGCACAACACGGUUCCUCAAUGGAGAAGACCGGACCCAAGAACGAUAGCAUGGGUGCAAUGAGUGCUCAUUAG
Molecule: messenger RNA, 348 nt
Organism: Botrytis porri
Lineage: Eukaryota; Fungi; Ascomycota; Leotiomycetes; Helotiales; Sclerotiniaceae
Exons: 3
Coding region: 1-348 (115 amino acids)
Source: RefSeq, a predicted model, not a curated record